GCCUACAGAAAUGAAGGCAAGGCAAGCCAUCAGAAAAACAUGGGGAUCUCAAAGAUCCUGGUGGGGGAAACAGGUGCUGACAUUGUUUUUACUAGGCAAAGGAGCAGCAAUAAAUGAUAUCUUAGCUUUAUCCAUAGAAGAUGAGUACAUUCUCUAUGGAGACAUCAUCCAACAAGACAUCCUUGACACUUACGAUAACCUUACCUUGAAAACUAUCAUGGCCUUCGAAUGGGUGACUGAGUUUUGUUCCAGUGCUCAGUAUGUUAUGAAGACAGAUUCAGAUGUUUUGAUCAACACCGGCAUCUUAGUGAAAUUUCUUCUGAAUUCAAAUACCUCAGAAAACUUCAUUACCGGCUACCCUUUAGUGGAUAACUUACCUCACAGAGGAUUUUAUAAGAAAACCUAUAUUUCUUAUGAAGAUUAUCCAUUUAAAGUGUAUCCUCCAUACUGUGCUGGAUUUGGUUAUGUCCUUGACACCAGACUGGCUCGCAAGGUUUAUGAAAUGAUGAGUCAUGUCAAACCUAUUAAGUUUGAAGAUGUCUAUGUUGGGAUCUGUUUAAGUAUACUUGGUGUAGGCAUCUCUAUUCCAGAAGAUACACAACUUUUCUUUUUAUAUAGAACUAGCUUUGAAAUUUGUAAGUACAAGCACUUAAUUGUUGUACAUGGCAUAUCUUUGCAGGAAAUGCUUACGUUCUGGCAGGAAAUGACAAGAGAGACUCCACUUUGUCACUGACUCCAUCCUAUUUUCAAACCCUGUCAUUUCCUUUCAUACAAAUGGACUCCUGGUUAGCGUUCUUCAUUUCAGCAGCCUAAUUUAGGUUCUUACUGUUUUUAGAACAAUGGAUAUUCAGAGCUCUUUGAUCUGACUGCAAAUCACCCAGAGAGCUUCCAGGAGAUCUUGAUCUACCUUUUGCCUAACCUUUUUUCAGAGUCUGAGCUGUGUGAUAUUCUUCCAGCUUCUGCAGCUUAGGUACUAGAAAUUUGUAUGGACUUUUGUGAAGUUAGGAAAUGGUUUUAAGGAAAGACUACUAUACACCUCAGUAUUCCAGCCACAGUGGAUAUAUACAUGUUGAACAUUCAGUGUGGCCAAUUACAAGGUUUGUCUUACACUGCCACUUCGAUUGUAUGCAUCUGGCUAGCCAUUGUUGGAAGAAGAAUGCUGGACUACACAGGUCUUUGGUAUGACCCAACAGGAAUGUCCCUAGCACAGCCUUCCCCAACCUGGUGCCCUCCAUCUAUUGUUGAACUGUAGCUUCCAUCAUCGGUGACUGUUGGCCAUGCUGGCUCGGGCACAUAGGAGCUGGAAUCCAAAAUGUCUGGUGUGCACCGGACUUCGGGGAAGGGUUGCUCUGCCUGUGCUGCCUCUGAGCCGAGCUCUUGUCUCAGAGGAAGCUUUUUCAGCUUCAAAAUCAGUCAGAACGUCUUUUUUGACUGGUAAAGAUUUUCUCCCGGUCAGGGAGAAACGUGAGAUUAACCACAAAGCCUGUUUUUGUGGGGAGGACUGGAUUUCAUUUAUUUAUGAGAAAAGGUUCAAACUGCAA
Molecule: messenger RNA, 1541 nt
Organism: Rhineura floridana
Lineage: Eukaryota; Metazoa; Chordata; Lepidosauria; Squamata; Rhineuridae
Product: UDP-GalNAc:beta-1,3-N-acetylgalactosaminyltransferase 1-like
Exons: 1
Coding region: 11-733 (240 amino acids)
Cellular component (GO): membrane
Molecular function (GO): N-acetyl-beta-D-glucosaminide beta-(1,3)-galactosyltransferase activity
Source: RefSeq, a predicted model, not a curated record